CUUUUCAGCGACAAUAAAAAGCCAAGUGAAUGGGCAGCUCUCAACGCCUCUCAAGUUUCUGCAUUGUCGACUGGGCUGCAUAGUAAUCAAUAAUGAGGACUAGAGUUCUAAGUGCAUGCAUUGCCUUGAUUUUGCUGUGUUUGAGUAAAGUGAAUGGGCAGCUCAAUUCGACGUAUUAUGACAGUACGUGUCCAUCUCUAUUGUCGACAGUGAAAGCUGCUGUGACAGCUGCAGUCGCCAAAGAGAAACGGAUGGGCGCGUCGUUGGUCCGCCUUCACUUCCAUGACUGCUUUGUUAACGGGUGUGAUGGGUCAGUCCUGUUGGACGAUUCGUCGACCAUAACUGGAGAAAAGACUGCGGGCCCUAAUAACAAUUCCCUGAGAGGAUUCGAUGUAGUUGACACCAUUAAAUCUAAAGUGGAGGCCGUGUGCAGUGGAGUUGUGUCUUGUGCUGACAUUCUCGCCAUUGCUGCUCGUGACUCUGUGAUCGCAUUGGGAGGGCGUACAUGGACCGUGCAGCUAGGAAGGAGAGACUCGUUAACUGCAAGCCUGAGCGGUGCAAACAGCAAAAUUCCAGCUCCCACGCUGAAUCUCAGCGGGCUCAUCUCAGCUUUCACAGCUCAGGGUCUUUCUGCAAAGGACAUGAUUGUGCUUUCAGGUGCUCAUACGAUUGGUCAAGCUCGUUGUACUACUUUCAGAAGCCACAUCUACAACGAAACCAAUAUUUUGAGUUCAUUCGCCACUUCUCUUAAGGCUAACUGCCCUUUCAGUAGUGGAGAUGACAACCUGUCGCCGUUAGAUCUACAAACUCCCACAACCUUUGAUAACAAAUACUACAUAAAUCUGAAAAGCCAGAAAGGACUUCUUCACUCCGACCAGGAGCUAUUCAAUGGCGGAUCUGCUGAUUCUCAGGUGACCACAUACUCCAAUAAUCAGGCUACCUUCUUCAGUGAUUUUGCUACUUCCAUGGUGAAAAUGGGGAACAUCAAUCCCCUAACUGGUAGCAGCGGUGAAGUCCGAACAAAUUGCAGAAAGCCUAAUUGAUUUGUCCUUCACAACUUUAAUCGGGAUUUGUCGACAGGAUUCAUAGAUUACUCUGCAACUGUCAUGGUUCAAAAUAUAUAUUUCGCAAAACGUGUAGACCCAUAAAUGAGCUAUCAAUGAAAUGUUGACGUGAGUAUAGUGUUUUUCCUA
Messenger RNA from Cryptomeria japonica (Japanese cedar), 1193 nucleotides. RefSeq names its product cationic peroxidase 1. Gene Ontology annotation, molecular function: heme binding; peroxidase activity. Gene Ontology annotation, biological process: hydrogen peroxide catabolic process; response to oxidative stress. Lineage: Eukaryota; Viridiplantae; Streptophyta; Pinopsida; Cupressales; Cupressaceae. The transcript is spliced from 4 exons. The coding region runs from base 93 to 1043 and encodes 316 amino acids. The record is from RefSeq and is a predicted model, not a curated record.